This is a messenger RNA of Xenopus tropicalis (tropical clawed frog), 1527 nucleotides long. RefSeq names its product katanin p80 subunit B-like 1 (gene katnbl1). Gene Ontology annotation, cellular component: cytoskeleton. NCBI's taxonomy places the organism in Eukaryota, Metazoa, Chordata, Amphibia, Anura, Pipidae. The record is from RefSeq and is marked provisional. Gene Ontology annotation, molecular function: microtubule binding.
GGAAGCCGCGCUGUACAGGACACUGUCCCGCUGCUAAAGAGCUGCCCUGCUCCCCCAGCCGUGGGGCCAUGAGCCGCCUCAUUGGAGAUUAUGGCAUCAGGAGCCCACCUUACUAAGAAACGGGACCUAGAUGAAAGUUCUUCCAAUGAUUUCCCAAGGAAAAGGAUCUCUCCUUCAGCAAAGCAGAAUAUGAAGGAGGGAAAUAAUAAGUCACAAGAAGAGUUGGUUUCUGACAGAAACAGAACGCAGAUCGAGCAGUCUUUACACUCCAACGAAAACCAUUUCAAAGUGGUGUAUUGCAAGAGGAAAGCUCACUAUCAAACCCUGAGUCCCACAUACAAAAAGAAGCAGCUCCCAAAGGCUUGGGGCUGUGACAUGGCAAAUAAAGAAAAUGAGUUAGCAGCAGGGAACCUGCACGAUAAGCUUCAGAAUGACCGCCGCAGCUUCGCUCUUAACUCCAGUGACUCCAGCUCUUCCCAUACUGAAGGACCUUCAAACAAGUACAGUAGUUUCUUUGCAGAGGUUUCUAAAGACCAUGAGACAAUGGAGCAAGUCCUAUUUAGCAGGAAUCUCAGGCUAAACGUAGCUCUUACCUUCUGGAGGAAGCGCAGCAUAAAUGAGCUUGUUGCAUAUCUAGUCAGAAUGCAAGACUUAGGGGUGCUCGUAGAUUGUCUACCGGUCCUUACAAACAGUCUGCAAGAAGACAAAGCUUCCAUUUCAGUUGGCUGCUGUGUCGACCUUUUACCACUAGUCAAAUCCCUGCUUAAAAGUAAAUUUGAAGAAUAUGUGAUAGUUGGUCUUAACUGGCUCCAGGCAGUUGUAAAGAGAUGGUGGACUCAGUUAUCUGUAAAUUCUGAGAAUGCAUCAGAUGAAAACAUCCUGGUUUUAAAACGCCAAAUAAGUGGAAUGUGGCAGCAAGAAAAUCACCUUACAUCAGUCCCAGGCUAUACAGGCAACAUAGCCAAGGAUCUAGAUGGAUACUUAUCACAGCUCCGUUGAAUGGAUGUUUCAGAUAUCCUUGACUUGUAUAAUGUACUCCAUAAUGGACAGCCCUUGCAAUGGAUUUUUUUUAAGACUUGAACGGCUGCAUUGCCACGUGACCUCUUGUAAAACCACUAACAUAUUGCAGAGCACUUCUGCUCCUUCCUGCAGUUCAAUUAUGCACCCACUGAAGUGGUGACUGCCUGCUUCAUAUUGAAGUAGUGUAUUCUUCAGCUACUUUAACUGGCUCGGAGGGGACGUUUACCUUGUACUCCUGCACUCUGGACACAGGAGAGGAGUAUCCCUUCUCUUCUAAGGCGGGCCAGCACCUGUGCUACUGAGAUAUGAACCUUAUAUCACUGGGAUCUAAUACUAUGACAGAAACUGAUGAGAGAAAAAUGCACUUCCAGAUGCCUGGGAUCCCUGCAAUAUUAUGUGCCUCUAACACAGACAUUUUAGCAUAGGACACUGGGAACUGGUGCUCUCUUUUUCUAAUUGUGUUAUAUUAUUUGAAGCAUAAUAUUAAAGACAUUUUGCAGUAGAAAA